Molecule: messenger RNA, 468 nt
Organism: Maudiozyma saulgeensis
Lineage: Eukaryota; Fungi; Ascomycota; Saccharomycetes; Saccharomycetales; Saccharomycetaceae
Source: the annotation of a GenBank genome assembly
AUGUCUUCUUUAUUCGAUGUAAUACAGAUCACAUCUAAUACAUUAAAUUCUAAUGACGCUAUCUCAAAUAUUCUAGCUCUCAUAUCGCAGUCUUAUUGUUUAGACUCAACGACUUUUAAAUGUGUCUUAGCUUUGCUUAAUUUAUCAGAUUAUGAAGUUCUUCUGAGGGAAAGGAGUGUGAAACACAGAUGUGCAUAUCCCCUAUGUUCGAAAGAAAUUUCAGAGGCAUUAUCGAGAAAUCAUUUGUCUAACUAUUGUGGUGAUUAUCAUUUUGAUUGUUCUCAAUUUGUCAUCACUCAACUAGGUCAAUUUCCAAGAUGUGGGAUAGAGUUAUGGAAAAGACUACUUUCUGAAGAAGAGAGAAAUCCAGGUAGAAUGAUCCUCUUUGAGGAGUUGCUUCAAGAUAAAGUUGUUGAAAAUGAUAUCAAUUCAUUGACCACUGAUAUGAAUAUAUUUAGGUUGAUCUGA